GAUCUGGCAUGGCUCGGGCAGACGAAGCUGAGGUUGAGCAGCAAACCUCCGGCCCUUUACCGCGAGAUGAAGUCGAUAUCAAGCGGGAACACUCGGCAGGCAGCGAAGAAACGAUAGCCAGAAGGGAGGGCAACCCGGAGGGGCUUGAUUCUGUAGGGAAGAAGGAAGAAGGUUCAGAUGUAGAAGCGGCCCCUGUCACUUCCUCUGCGCCUGCGCCCUUACCAGAUGGAGGAUAUGGAUGGGUCGUGGUGGCGAGUGUGUUCUGGGUGAAUGCCUUUACUUGGGGUGUGAAUGCGUCCUUCUCCAUCUACCUCUCCUAUUACUUGAGCAAUGAUAUCUUCCCUGGCGCUACCAACCUGGACUACGCUUUUAUCGGGGGUCUUUCAAUUGCCCUGGCACUCUUCAUAGCACCUCUUGCAACAUAUCUCAACCGUCGAUACUCAUUCCGUACCACGAUGCUUAUCGGCGUUGCACUCCAGGUCGGCGGACUCAUUGCAGCGUCCUUCACCAAAGAAAUAUGGCAAUUGUUCCUCAGCCAAGGUGUCGCCUGCGGCACAGGCAUGGGCUUCAUCUUCGUCGCCUGUUUCGGCAUCCCGUCCCAAUGGUUUCACCGCCGGAGGGGUAUGGCGAACGGCGUAGUCACUGCUGGCUCCGGGAUUGGAGGCAUCAUCUGGUCUCUAGGGACCAACGCCAUCAUCCGCAACCUCGGGCUGCCAUGGGCCUUCCGAAUUACAGCAAUCUGCUGCUUUGCCGUGAACACGACCGCCGCAUUCCUCAUCCGAGAUCGCAACAAGCACAUCCGCCCGAACCAGCGGGCGUUUGACCUCAAGAUCUUGGUGAGGCCGGAGUACAUCCUGGUCAUGCUUUGGGGUGUGUUCAGCAUGCUGGGGUACAUCGUGCUUUUGUAUUCUUUGCCGGCGUAUGCGGUUGCGCAGGGGAUGACGAGCGAGCAGGGGUCUAUCGUCGGUGCUAUGCUGAGCCUGGGCAUCACGUUUGGUCGGCCGCUCGUUGGAAUAGGGUCUGACUGGACCGGGAGAAUCAACAUGGCAGGCGGAGCCACCCUGUUCUGUGCACUCACCGUGUUUGCGAUCUGGAUUCCGGCAAAGACUUUCGGCGUCUUGGUCUUCUUCGCCAUCAUAAACGGCGCUGUCUGCGGCACAUUCUGGACGUGCGCAGGCUCCGUUUCCGCCGAAGUGGUCGGCCUCGUCGACCUCCCCUCCGCGCUCUCCCUCCUCUGGCUCUCCGUCGUCCCCCCAUGCAUCUUCAGCGAGCCCAUCGGGCUCGAGCUGCGGCACGGCAGCGGGCCCGCCAGCUACCUCUCCGCGCAGAUCUACGUCGGCGUCAUGUACGUCGCCGCCGGCGCCUGCAUGUUCAUGGUGCGCGCGUGGAAGAUCUCGCAUACGCUGAAGGAGAGCGGCGGGCACGCGGGUCCGCGAGAUCCGGCUUCGUGGAUAAGGCUGAUGAUUGGGCCUGGGAAGGUGUAGGAUCGAUACUAGCACGGGGCUUAAAGUUGAAGGGAGACCGACGCACUUCUCGCGUGGGGCGGGGCGAUGCGCUGUAGGAUACGUACCAGGUGACAUUGGAUCUUGAAUAGAGGAUGGAUCACACAUUUGACGAGUAUUCUUGGAGGAAACGGCUCCGUAGACGUCGUAACUUAUUAUCAUUCACGUUAUAAUACGGUGCUUACGAUAUUCCAUAUUGCCUCUAGACUCCAUCUUCUUGGUUAGCGCCAUAAAUUGGUUGACUGUCUGCUAAUGCCAAGCACAUUAUCG
Gloeophyllum trabeum ATCC 11539 is the source of this 1772-nucleotide messenger RNA. Its product is annotated as MFS general substrate transporter. Bases 9 to 1484 code for a protein of 491 amino acids. The record is from RefSeq and is a predicted model, not a curated record. The transcript has 3 exons. NCBI's taxonomy places the organism in Eukaryota, Fungi, Basidiomycota, Agaricomycetes, Gloeophyllales, Gloeophyllaceae. Gene Ontology annotation, molecular function: transmembrane transporter activity. Gene Ontology annotation, biological process: transmembrane transport.